AUGGAUAAAGUGUGGUAUUGUAAGAAAUGCCAUCAAACUUUUUUAACCCUGCGUCUUUUGCGAAUUCAUCGUAAGAACCAUAAAUCUGAAGAUACCGCCGAAAAACACACCUACAAGUUCGACCAAGUACAAGACAUUUACAUUUGUAAUAGUUGUUCAGCUGAAUAUCAAAUGAAGGAAGAGAUUGAAAAACACAUGGAAACACACGAAGAGGUGUUUGUGUGUACCAUCUGCCAAGAAAAAUUUUCUAAAGCGUAUAAUUAUGGUAUUCAUCUAGCUAUACAUAGUGAGGAUAAGAUGUUUAGGUGUCCGCACUGCACUUACAAGGCACCAAAACGCACUAACCUCUUGAUUCAUAUUAAUUUUGUCCAUUUGCGGAAAUUUUACCACAAAUGUAGGAUUUGUGGUAAGGGUUUCAACGAUGCUAUUUUGUUUAAAGAACACAAUAAUGAACAUCUAGGGGUGCGUCCGUUUAUUUGCGUAGUGUGUAAUAAGAGCUUUACUUACUCAAGAUACUUGCUAACACACCAAAUGCGUUAUCAUAGGGUAGGAAUUGAAGGAACUCCACGUCCCAAUCAGUGUAAUUUUUGUUCUAAAGUAUUUAGUAAAGCUGAAAGUUUACAGAAACAUCUUAAUGAAAAACAUAUUAGUGUAAAACCUAGCGAAAAGAAACAUUUGUGUGACUUGUGCGGAAAAGGUUUUACUCAGAAGAAUAAGUUGGAUAUACAUUACAGAGUACAUACAGGGAUAAAACCUUACACUUGUGGUCAUUGUAACAAGUGUUUUACUAAAAAAGACUAUUUAGUGAUGCAUGAAAGAACUCAUACUGGAGAAAAACCGUACUCGUGUGAAUAUUGUGGCAAGUGUUUCAGUCAAGGGGCUCCUCUGAAAAUUCACCAGAGGAUUCAUUCUGGAGAAAGACCUUAUGUUUGUAAAUUUUGUAAUAUAGGUUUUAUUUCUAGAGGCUCUUUGAACACACACAUGAAAAGUUGUACACCAAAGUUGCCUAUUGAUAGGCCACUAUUGCAAGGUACCAUAGCAGAAGGCGAAAAACAGAGGAAGACGAAGGGGAUUAGUUUAUUAAUCUAA
Molecule: messenger RNA, 1089 nt
Organism: Zophobas morio
Lineage: Eukaryota; Metazoa; Arthropoda; Insecta; Coleoptera; Tenebrionidae
Product: zinc finger protein 239-like
Exons: 2
Coding region: 1-1089 (362 amino acids)
Source: RefSeq, a predicted model, not a curated record